Lolium perenne is the source of this 563-nucleotide messenger RNA. The record is from RefSeq and is a predicted model, not a curated record. Lineage: Eukaryota; Viridiplantae; Streptophyta; Magnoliopsida; Poales; Poaceae.
GCAUCCCGUUUUCAAAGAUGCCUGCUCGAUCGGCAGCAAAACUACAUCCUAUAAAUGACAUCUCCAUCCCGCUCGGGAAGAAAACCAAAAGCAGGGUCAGCAAACCAAACCACAGGUUCCACCUCCAAAUAGAGCUUCAGAUUUUUCAAGUGUUUGAUUUUGCGAAGAUGGAUGAUGCCAAGUCCUCGUGGCCGGAGCUGCUAGGGGCGCCGUCUAACGUGGCAAAGCAGAAGAUCCUUAGUGACCGGCCGGACGUGCGUGUGUUCGUGGUGCCUGUCGGCAACAGCGUCACCACCGAGAUCGAUAACAAGCGCGUUCGAAUCUUCAUCGAUUCCUCUGGAGAUGUCGCUGAGGUUCCCGCCAUUGGCUAGGCCAGCAAGCUCGAUCCAUCAUGUCGUGCGAGUAUGCUCACAUAAUUCAUGCUUGUUGUGUGUGUGUGCGCGCGCGUGUGUGUUAGCAAACUAUACUAUGCGUCUUCGUAUAAUCAGUACAUGAAUAACAUGGUCCGUUUCAUUGAAAUAAAGUUCAUUAGUUGUGAACAGACAAGGUUCAUUUGUGUUGCA